This is a messenger RNA of Spirometra erinaceieuropaei, 730 nucleotides long. The record is from the annotation of a GenBank genome assembly. Lineage: Eukaryota; Metazoa; Platyhelminthes; Cestoda; Diphyllobothriidea; Diphyllobothriidae.
AUGGCGGCGGCGGCAGCGGCGGCGGCGGUGGUGGUGGUGGUGGUGAUGAUGAUGGUGGUGGUAAAUAAUAGAAGAAGACAAGGAAGAAGAAGAAGAAGAAGAAGAAGAAGAAGAAGAAGAAGGAAGAGGGUUCACCCUCGAUAAGAUUACAUUUACUUUCCUGAAAAAGGGAUACGCGCCCGAGUUCAUCGUGGGGAUUGUAACCUUGUAACCUUCCUCCCUUCCAACAAGGAACUGCAGGCUUUUGCACAAUCUAAAAAUAUUUUCCAAUUUGAUGGUGUUAGUUGUUGAUUUUCGUCUUCCGUAUUGUUCUGACGGUCAGGUAUCCGUUUGGUUUAGGUUGCUCAAGUUUUUAAAUAAUAUCGUAAAUUACAGUGUCAUUAAAAACUGGACAUUCGUCAACUAGCAGUCAAUUCGAAGGUGGCUCAACCUCAAUACAAAAACUGUUCCUUUUUAUAAAUUCUUUGCGACACGCAUUAGAACCACUUAACACCAGAAGAAGGAGAAGAAGAAGAAGAAGAAGAAGAAGAAGAAGAAGAAGAAGAAGGAGAAGAAGAAGAAGAAGAAGAAGAAGAAGAAGAAGAAGAAGAAGAAGAAGAAGAAGAAGAAGAAGAAGAAGAAGAAGAAGAAGAAGAAGAAGAAGAAGAAGAAGAAGAAGAAGAAGAAGAAGAAGAAGAAGAAGAAGAAGAAGAAGAAGAAGAAGAAGAAGGGACUACCAGAACAAACCUAA